Messenger RNA from Babesia bovis T2Bo, 2513 nucleotides. RefSeq names its product DNA replication factor CDT1 like family protein. NCBI's taxonomy places the organism in Eukaryota, Apicomplexa, Aconoidasida, Piroplasmida, Babesiidae. Bases 166 to 2478 code for a protein of 770 amino acids. The record is from RefSeq and is a predicted model, not a curated record. The transcript has a single exon.
CUUUCACUCAUUUUAUAUGGGUAUUUUUUGUUCGAUAAUAAUAAUGUUCGUUUGAUACACACUUACGACAGGUACUACGGGGCCUACACAGUUGGCUGUUUCGUACCAGUAAAUAUGUUUAUACUUGCUCGGUCAAAUGCAUAAUUCACUACUUGUGAUUAUGUAAUGUCUGGAUGUUCAUAUGUGUUUCUUAGGUGGCAUGAUCAGCUCUGUACCCAUUCCGCCACUAUGGACCGUCUAUUAUCGCGUGAUGGUGUAAGAGAGGCAAAGAGUCUGGAUUCUACCGAUAAAUCUAUUUUGGGGAGCUCAUCUUUUCAUGUCGGCUGUAGUGAAAUGACUCUUAUGAGGCCACUAGAUGAAACUAGGACAACACUCUGUGAGUCGGGAGGUGGAAAUGGGUUCGUACUUCAAUCUUCUUCCGGUCAUAACAGUGAGAAAGAGUCUGAUAUGCAGCCUUCUACUCCAAAGCUAUCGGCUAAGCCGCUGGAUGCUGUUUUCCAAGAUGGAGGUAUGGAUCCGAUAGGAUUGUCACCCAGAAUGACAAUGGAGGAUCGUAUUUUGAAGAGGCAAAGCUUCUUACGCAGUAGUAUGAAGCUAGAUUCGUUUAAUAUUGAUGAUCUAGCGGAAUCACCAAAUAAAACAAUCGAUAUCGAUGACGUGUUAACGGCCUCAUCAAUGAAAUCAUGCAGCAGGGCGUUGCGAACGCCAGGGCCAUUCUCAGGACAACGUGGAGAUGCUGUUGGUGAUUCAUGUGAUAGAUGUGUGCCACACAAAGGGGAUGAGUACGUUAAUAUCAGUGACGAUGUGAUCAAGAACCCUGUAUUGGCCAGCUCUUUAAGGACCAUACGAAUGCUAGAUGCAACUGAUGAUGAAGCAGUCAGAUCUCGAGAGGUAUUGGGAGCAUCCAGAUGCUGGACAGAUAUGUUCGGCUAUGAUGGCCAUGGUCUAUCGGGAGGAGCAGAAGAAGAUUACGAUGAUAUACUUGCAACCCAAACACCUGUACGCAAUUUAAGAAGAGAUUCUCAACCGGCCGAGGCUACGUCGUCAUUCGUUCGUAUGGGUCGUGGACAUAAGAAUGGGCGUCGUGAUGUGUUAGAUGUUUCAAGUCUCAAAGGCACUCCUCAACACGUACCUGAUGUUCCCUUGAGUGCCAGUAGAUCGCAGAACAAGUAUGGACAAGCUAUGUUUGUAACCGGUAAUGCAUAUGAUUUGGACGCAUUCGGGGGCGCGAGGAUUGAUGACAUGCGCAAAGAGGAUGUCAAUCCGAUGGCAUAUUCCACAUUGCCCAAAGUCAUGAUAUCGGAUCCCAGGAUGGGAAAGCAUUUGUCGUUGCUCUACAAACACUUCAAAAACAUGGCUACUUUUAUCAGGCGUUCAUCUAUGCGCAAUGACAAACCAUAUUUCAAGGUAGUCCAGUUAAUGGUGCAAAGAAUGACAAGAAAGGAUUUUACACUAGAACAUCUGAGGCAGAUGGCAUGGCUUGCUCCUAACCUGAUUUCUUUGAAAUGGGUAAGCAUCGGUGAUAGCGUCCGAAGGAGAUACAAGACGGAGUAUGAUGACUGUCGAGGAGAUAAUGUCAACGAUAUUCAGAUCCGUAUCCAUAAACUGGAUGGGAGAAUAUGUUCAUCCAAUAGUGACUUCGAUAAUGCUUGUACCGCGUUCAAAGGGAUCAUAUGCGCCUGGGUAUCUCGUUGUGAGGCAGAGUAUAUUGAAGGCAGGGGCUCUAAUUGUGGUUUCGACCCCGAUAUGUCACUGCCUAUACCCUUGGUGGCAUUGCCUACCAAACAAAGUAAUAUCGUUAUCCCUGAUGACAUAUCAUCUGCUACGACUUCCACGCCUAAGAAAACGAUGGACAAAUCAGCUACAGUACACCUUUCGGAAAGAUAUCAAUCAACGAAGCUGUUUGAAUCAAUGGGACACUCUUAUAAUGAAGCCAACCAAUUGUCGACGCAUAAGCCGUCGGCAUCUCCGUAUGGUAUGUCUACAAGUGACCAUGUAUAUGCAUAUGAAAAUGAUAAUCUGGCUUCCACAUCUACCAAGAGGAAGCGAGAUGAAUCUGUGCUAACAGUAACUACAGCUCUCCUUGAUACACCUGGUAUGUGGCGUAUUAGGAAUAAUGCUAAGCGCUUAUCUGAUACAUAUAAGACUGGGUGUGUUAAAGAGCGUGAUUUGCUAUAUUGGAAAGGUGUAAGACGCUUUAUUAAUGCUCUAGUUGAUUUGUCAAUAUCUGAGGAUCGGCCGCCACUGUUACGGUUGGAAUGGUUAGCUGAGUUUAUGACUAAGAAUGGGAGAUCCAGGGUAACUUUUGAGAACGUUCUUGAAUGGUCAAGCAUGUUAGCAUCGAUAUCUCCAGACACCAUAAAUUUAGGCGUGUCUAAGUUUGACGAUUACAGCACGGUGUUGACGUUGCCUCCCUCUCCAAGGUUUGAAAACGCAAUACACUUUGUAGAGCAGAAAAUAAAUACAUACAACAAAUGAAGUAUGCAUUUUAGCGUGGACCGAAGCCUCGCUUU